AACGUCGUCGUUCCCACCAUAUUCAAUUCCAGAAAACAACACAUUCCAAUUUUCCUCCAACCAACCAAACAACCAACAUUAAUUUCAUCAUCCACCGCGCUUAUUUAUUUAAUCUUUUUUCACCUCAAUUUUAAUUAAAAUCAAUUCUAGGGUUUCAAUUUUCCAUUCCCCGAUUGAAUGGAACUUCCACUCAGUUUCUCACGAAAACACCAAAAACGACUCAUCCUAAUCGCGCUUUUAGGAUUCUCCGGUUACGGUGCUUAUAAAGCUUAUCAUUUACCCUAUGUAGUUCAAAAACGCCACCGUUUCACCAAGCUUCUCAAAGCUUUCGUUUCUCUUGCAGAACUUGCUUCCAAUUCCGCAGAAACUGUUUCAAUCGUUUCCAACGAUUUGAAUAAAUUUCUCAAGUCUGAUUCUGAUGAAAUUCCUAAUAGUUUGAAACAAUUAUCCAAAAUUGCCAUGUCGGAUGAAUUUUCGAUAACGAUUUCUAGGGUUUCAAAGUCUUUAACACAAGGAAUUUUAAUGGGGUAUGGUGAAUUUGAAAAACCCUUGGAAAUUGGUGCGGAAAAAUCGAAUUUUUCAGAUAGGGUGUUGGAUAAGCUUACGUCUGAGGCUGGAACUGGGUUUGUUUCGGUUGUGGUUGGAAGUUUUGCUAGGAAUUUGGUUUUGGGUUUUCGUUCGAAGUUGGAAAAUGUUGAUUCCGGGUCGAAAUCUGAUGGUGUUUCUGGAUUUGUUAGUGUGAUUUGUGAUGAAAAGUGUGGGAAGGUUAUAGGGGAUUGUGUGCAGACUUUUGUGGCUACUGCUGUUGCUGUUUUUCUUGAUAAAACAAUGGAUGUUAAUACUUAUGAUGAAAUUUUUGCUGGAAUGACGAAUCCAAAACACCACGAAAAGGUGAAGGGAAUUUUGGUUUCUCUAUGUAACGGUGCUGUUGAGACUUUGGUUAAAACAUCUCAUCAGGUUUUGACUAAUCCAAAAGGUAAAUCUGAUUUGAGUUCACCUAGGGAAAACGGGCUUUUGAAACCGGAAGCUUAUCUUCAGAAAUUCAGAAAUGGAGGCUCUGUUGAUGGAGUUGGGGAUUCUGGGUGGCUUGAACAGGUUAAAUCAACUCUUUCUGUGCCAGCUAACCAGAGGUUUGUGUUUGAUGUCACGGGGAGAGUGACAUUCGAAACUGCGAGGUCAUUUGUGGAGUUUAUGUUGUGGAGAAUAUCAGAAGGUUUGAAAAGGGGUGUUAACAAGGUUCAUGACGACGUUGUAGACAAAGGAAUGCAAGUUGUUAGAUAUGUAGGAGCUAAGUCGUCGGUUAUUAUUACCUUGUGUCUUGCUUUAUAUUUACAUAUUUUGGGUGGUAGUAGGAUUCUAGUGGCUGCUUAGCAUGAUCAUUCAUCCUACCCUCAUACUUGUAAUGCAGUUGGAAUAUAAUUUGCAGCUAGAUUUGAUCUUUACACAUAUGAUAUCUCCAAUCAUUAAUUGAGGUCAUAUCCUAUACUCAUAAUUCAAUGGAUGAAAUAACUGACUGUAGUUUUUAAAUUACCUCUUGUAGCCUUUUUCCGUACACAAAAAAAUAGAAAGUUUGUGCAUUUUUGUUGCUUUA
This is a messenger RNA of Medicago truncatula (barrel medic), 1591 nucleotides long. RefSeq names its product protein PHLOEM PROTEIN 2-LIKE A10. Lineage: Eukaryota; Viridiplantae; Streptophyta; Magnoliopsida; Fabales; Fabaceae. Bases 178 to 1371 code for a protein of 397 amino acids. The transcript has a single exon. The record is from RefSeq and is a predicted model, not a curated record.